Molecule: messenger RNA, 1454 nt
Organism: Fusarium odoratissimum NRRL 54006
Lineage: Eukaryota; Fungi; Ascomycota; Sordariomycetes; Hypocreales; Nectriaceae
Exons: 4
Coding region: 115-1194 (359 amino acids)
Source: RefSeq, a predicted model, not a curated record
CUUCGGCUUUUCAUUUAAUCGACGCCAACCCCAUCUCGUUAGACCUCAAUUUUGAAUCUCAACUUUUGGUUUUCUUCAUUUAUGAGUUGAGCUGCCUGCUUUGUAUCUCGAGAUAUGGCUGGCGUCGCUAAAGAGGCCGUGGUGCCCAUCGAGGCCGUGCUCUUCGGAAUAUCAACGCUCCUCGUGCUCGCUCGAUUAGCCCUUCGAACAAUUCGACAACACCAGAGUCUCACCGUCAGCGAUUGGUUUCUCAUCGCCUCUCUACUCGAUGCCGCUGCGUUAUUUGGGACCGAUACGGCAGCGUAUAACUUGGGGGGAAUGGACGAAUAUGAUCCAAGUGCGCCGCCGCGAAGUAUUGAGGAUCAGAUCACGUUGAUGAAGGUCUCGUUUGCGGGAAACUAUUUCUACGACACGGGUGUAUACUUCCCGAAGCUGGCGUUGUUGGCGCUUUACUUUAAGCUUAUUCCACAAACACUACCGCUGCUACGAAAAUUCCUCUAUGGAGUUACUGCUUUGACGGGGUCGUUUAUGCUCACGACUUGUUUCUUGGAUACCUUCUGGUGCGGCUCAAACGUAUCUGUCAAUUGGGAGAUUGAUGGAGAGUGCAGUACUUUUGACUCAAAGACUGUCUUCCGGAUUGAUUGGGUCAUGAAUCUCAUCUCCGACAUGCUUGUCUUUGCACUGCCUUUCCCGCUUCUCUUUGGUCUACAGCUCAGCAGGCGGUACAAGGCAGGUCUGGUUGCGAUCUUUGCAUCUGGACUCAUCACAUUGGGAGCAAGCAUUGGUAGAUUUGCGACUGUCGAGGCAAUUCAUGCCUGGACCAAUGUUUACGUCCUCUCCAUGACAGAGAUCGCCGCCGCAAUAGUCGUCGUAUCUCUCCCCGCCCUCAAAUCCCUCCUCCACGGCCUCGGCCUGCGCUCCUCUAAGCAAAACACUACACAGACAGGUUCAGGCUACAACAAGCACUCAGGUACAGUGACAACCUCAAGUCACUUCAACAAGCUGUCAAGCGGCCGUGACCACCACAGAGAACUGUACGCCUCCACGGCUCGCGUGGCGGUGGGCGCCGAAGAAGACUCCGGCAGUGAAGUGGAGCUGACCAACCUUCAAGGUAUCUACAAGUCGGCCCGCAUAAGUGUGACCUACCAGCGAAGAGAAGACGGUGACUGGCAGGGGAAUUCGGGACGGGGGUGAAUAUGUGUGCUGUUAGAGUAUGGAUGGUGGUGGAUGGAUGUAAAGCGUUGCAUUAGAUAUGCAGGUGGACCAACAAAACGGGAAAUGGCCGGGAAUAAGAGUGACAUAACAGUUGGUCUCACUGACCCCGAGUUAUGUAUAAUAAAGAAAUAUACACAUAGAAUAUGACAGUUUACCAUAGAUCAGAUCAUCAUGCAUGAAUUCUUAACUUACCCUUUAGUUCAAUGCAGAGUUUUACUGAAACGUGUGAAAACCUUGAA